This is a messenger RNA of Procambarus clarkii (red swamp crayfish), 1140 nucleotides long. RefSeq names its product zinc finger protein 99. The record is from RefSeq and is a predicted model, not a curated record. NCBI's taxonomy places the organism in Eukaryota, Metazoa, Arthropoda, Malacostraca, Decapoda, Cambaridae. Gene Ontology annotation, molecular function: DNA-binding transcription repressor activity, RNA polymerase II-specific; RNA polymerase II cis-regulatory region sequence-specific DNA binding. Gene Ontology annotation, cellular component: nucleoplasm. Gene Ontology annotation, biological process: regulation of transcription by RNA polymerase II.
AUGAAGAGUCACAUGCUAGUACAUACUGAUGAUAAACCUCAUGAGUGUCCAGAGUGUGGAAAGAGAUUCAGUAGGUUUGGAACUAUGAAGAGACACAUGCUAAUACAUACUGAUGAUAAACCUCAUGAGUGUCCAGAGUGUGGGAAAAGAUUCAGGCGGCUUGGAAACAUGAAGGCACACAUGCUAGUACACACUGAUGAUAAAACUCAUGAGUGUCCAGAGUGUGGGAAGAUGUUCAGAGGGCUUGGACAUAUGAGGGGUCACAGAGCAGUGCAUACUGAUAAAAGGCCUUUUGAGUGUGCGGAGUGUGGCAAAACAUUUAAGGAUCGUGGAAGUAUAAUACAUCACAUGAUAGUACAUUUGGGUGAUAAAUCUCAUGAAUGUCCAGAGUGUGGGAAGAGGUUCCGUCAUCUUAGAAGUGUGAAGCGUCACGUGCUGGUACAUACUGAUAACAAACCUCAUGAAUGUCGAGAGUGUGGGAAAAGAUUCCGUGAUCUUGGAAAUGUGAAGAUCCACAUGCUGGUACAUACUGAUGGUAAACCUCAUGAAUGUCCAGAGUGUGGGAAGAGAUUCCGUCACCCUGGAAAUAUGAAGAGCCACAUGCUGGUACAUACUGACAGUAAACCUCAUGAAUGUCCAGACUGUGGAAAGAGAUUCCGUCAUCUUGGAAGUAUGAAGCGUCACAUGUUAGUACAUACGGAUGAUAAGCUUCAUGAAUGUUCAGAGUAUGGGAAAAGAUUCCGUGAUCUUGGAAAUAUGAAGAUCCACAUGCUGGUACAUACUGAUGGUAAACCUCAUGAAUGUACAGAGUGUGGGAAAAGAUUCUGUGAUCUUGUAAAUAUGAAGAUCCACAUGCUGGUACAUACUGAUGGUAAACCUCAUGAGUGUCCAGAGUGUGGGAAAAGAUUCAGGCAGCUUGGACAUAUGAGGGGGCACAGAGUAGUGCAUACUGAUAAAAGGCCUUUUGAGUGUGCCGAGUGUGGCAAGACAUUUAAGUGUCGUGGAUAUAUAAUACAACACAUGGUAGUGCAUUUGGAAGAUAAACCUCAUGAGUGUCCAGAGUGUGGGAAGAGAUUCUCUCGUCUAUCAAACUUGAAAAAGCACAUGAUAGUACAUUCGGCUAAUUGGGUAAACAUUUAG